Platichthys flesus (European flounder) is the source of this 2609-nucleotide messenger RNA. RefSeq names its product G protein-coupled receptor 78a (gene gpr78a). Gene Ontology annotation, cellular component: membrane. Gene Ontology annotation, molecular function: G protein-coupled receptor activity. The transcript has 3 exons. Bases 85 to 1353 code for a protein of 422 amino acids. The record is from RefSeq and is a predicted model, not a curated record. Gene Ontology annotation, biological process: adenylate cyclase-activating G protein-coupled receptor signaling pathway. NCBI's taxonomy places the organism in Eukaryota, Metazoa, Chordata, Actinopteri, Pleuronectiformes, Pleuronectidae.
GCAGGAGGGGGCGAGAUACGAGCAUCACUAUUUGAAUUUCAGGACAGCAGCGACAUAGAUCCUAACAGGUUUAAAAAGUAGUCCAUGUCAGUGACAGUUGCUGACAGGGUGGUUUAUUUUGGGGGUUUCAGCACUGGACAGCUCUCCCCGCGUGUCUCCCCGCGUGUCUCCUCUUCACACGCGCGCUUCUGGCACGUGCGCCGGGACGAUGAGCAUCUCUCAGAGCCGGUGGGGGGCACGAGCAGAGCGCAUGGCGCACUCCCUCCACCAUCCUCCCCACAACUGCUGCCGCUAAAACCUCGAGAGAUGAGCACAUAUGCGGGGAUACCGGAGUUCCUCCUGGAAGUGUCCAUCGUGGUGAUCGCCGUGGUCUCGCUGCUGACCAACGUGUCCGUGCUGCUAUGCUUGACCCAGAGCGCCGAGCUGAGGUCGCACGUGCCCGGGCUCUUCAUCCUGAACCUCUCCUUCUCCAACAUCCUCCUCGCCAUCGUCAACAUGCCCGCCACUUUCCUCGGGGUGGACCAGAGCGCAAAGCCCUUCGGCCACUUGUUCUGCCAGGCUGUGAGUUUCGCGGAGACUUUCCUCACCACUAAUGCCAUGUUGAGCAUGGCCGCGCUCAGCGUGGACAGGUGGAUAGCGGUGGUGUUUCCCCUGAGCUACUCCAGCAAGAUGCGCUACAGGGACGCGCUCCUGAUCGUGGCGUACUCGUGGCUACACUCGCUCGCGUUUUCUGUCUCCCAGCUGCUGAUGGACUGGGGGGGAUACAGCCACACCUACGCAUCCUGCACGCUGCACCUGGCCGGGGAGGAGAGGUCGAUGCAGCUCGCAGCCUAUACGACCUUCACGGUGCUGUUCCACCUCAGCAGCUUCGCGCUCUGCCUCUUCGUCCUGUGCUUCGCCUACCUGAAAGUUCUGAGAGUGGCCAGGUCCCACUGCAAGAGGAUAGAUGUGAUCACAGUGCAGACCCUGCUGCUGCUGGUCGAUAUUCACCCCAGUGUGAAGGAGAGAUGUCUGGCAGAACAGAAGAAGAGGAGGCAGCGCGCCACUAAGAAAAUUUGCAUCUUCAUCGGCUCCUUCAUCCUCUGCUAUUCACCCUAUGUUAUAACAAGGUUGCUGGAGUUGUUGCCCUCCAUGCACAUCCCUCGGUACAUAGGUAUCACCACCAAAUGUCUUUCCUAUGCCAAGGCCUCCAGUGACCCAUUUGUCUACUGUCUGCUGCGGCAUCAGUACAGGAAGGUCCUUGUCAGUAUCAUCGGCCGGGUUCUGAGACAGGAUCGUUACUCGCUGUCUGCCCACAGCAUUAGCAGCACACUGGACACCGCAGACGAUUCCUGCAUUGCUAGGAUUACUUGAGCUCAAUAUGCUAGUUUUGAAGUGAGUCAUUACCUUCAUCACCGUCUGCAGGAAGGUUCAGAGGUCAGGCACUUUAGAAAUUCGCUGCCCCGCCAAUGGAAAGGUGUCAGUGCCUUGCUCAAGGACACUUGAGGGCCUGAACCAUGGGACUGUUCAAGCCAGUGUAGACAGUGAGACCUCUGAUGUUUGCCAAAGGCCCUUCUCAGAGUGUUGUUUCCACAGGGCUCAUUACUUUACCUGCUGAGGCAAUCCCAAAGAUACACCACAUGAAAACCACAGCACUAUGCCAUCAAUGGAAAUGUGUGUUUUAAAUUAUCUUAAAUUUUUCAGGAAGUGGUCUUCAUUUUUCAGUGCAAAACUGGGGGAAAACAUUAUUGACUGUUUUGAUGCUAAUAUUACAGAUUGUGAUAUUUUUUAAAAGAAAUGUGUGAGGAUGUUAUAUCAUAGAAAAAAACACAGAUUUAAUAAUAAACCCUACUGGCACAGAUACACUUAGUCUACUGUUUGAGUAAAGCAUCAUUAAAUGUCAUACAAUGAUACUGUUGGAUGUAUCUAUUAUAUAUUAUCUGACAGUUGUGAUAAAAAAGUGGUUUACACUGUUUUGCUACAUGAACUCUCAACAGAUCAUGUUCACAUCCACAAAGUGUGAACAGUUCAAACAGAUUAAUCUGAAUUGUAGUAUUUUUUUAGGUUGAAAUAGAAGAAUUAUAAUUUGAAAACACAUUUACCUUACUAUUCCUUUAACUGUCAACUUUUUCAACUCCCCACCCAAUCAUUUCCAAGUGGUAUUACACAUGUCUACUGCUCUUUUCACCUCCAAAGUGUGAAUAAACUGUAAAAAUCACAAUUUAAACUAGAAGUCUCCCUAUCUCUGUUUGCAGGUAUUUCACACAUAUUUCUUGACUGGGUUAACUCAGACCCUGUGCAGUGGUGCUCUUCUUUUUUAAUUCAAUUAUCCAUUGUUAAUCUGGUGGCUCUGCAACGUAGCCGCAAUCUGAAGUAGUGCAAUUGCCGGGUAAACAGAAGUGCUUUUGGUUACUUAAUGGUAGACGUGUUUCCUUGGCGUGGUAAAUCGAGCCUUCAUCUGUCAGUGAAAUCUUUUAUGAAAUUACACAAUUGUAUGGUGAAAGUGAGGCUUAUGUGGCCGACGGUUUCAUCUUUCAUAGCCAUCACACUGUAGCCUUUUCCAAUGAUCCAAGCUCCCAUGUGUCACUUGGUCAGCAGAGUCUCUUGUUUUGACUUGUGUUCCCACGAAU